Molecule: messenger RNA, 6777 nt
Organism: Toxoplasma gondii ME49
Lineage: Eukaryota; Apicomplexa; Conoidasida; Eucoccidiorida; Sarcocystidae
Product: Myb family DNA-binding domain-containing protein
Exons: 8
Coding region: 1-6777 (2258 amino acids)
Biological process (GO): regulation of DNA-templated transcription
Cellular component (GO): nucleus
Molecular function (GO): RNA polymerase II cis-regulatory region sequence-specific DNA binding; DNA-binding transcription factor activity, RNA polymerase II-specific
Source: RefSeq, a predicted model, not a curated record
AUGGAGGGAGCCAGUACUCAGCCAAUGCCGCAUUCGCAGCGGGAGCGUCAGGCUCCUGUGCACGCCAUCAGUGGCACGUGGGAAAACUGCGACCAGGCGGGUGAAUACAAGGGGACUGCCUGUUGCGUCGUGGAGAGGCAAGUGUAUUCUACGGAGACGCACGCAGUGGAAGGCUGCUGUUCCACGCGAUGGAACGGAGUUAAGGAGGAAAAGGGCGGUGGUGAAGUGUCCUCAAGAACUGCUUUAGCAGGGGUUGUCCAUCUUUAUACAAAUUCAGACGGAAACGCAUAUACGCACAUUUCUGACCAAGGAAUGAGACAGGAUGAAGCUGUGGCGGGACAGGAGCAGCGUCACCUUAACUGUGAGGGGGAACACGAGAAGAAAGGGAACGUGGCAGCAGGAGGUGGUACCCUCAUGGUGACAAAAUCGGAGAUUGAACCGUGCGACGACUACUACUCCGUGCAGAGAGGACAGUCGUGCGCGGGAGAGAGAGCGCCGCGUGACGGAUGCUGUAGACUCCUUGAUGGCAGCCGUGUCGACCCGGCAGAAGGAGGUUCGGAGGAAGAUGAAAACUGUUAUACACAUGUGCUUCAGAAGCAUCUGGGUCAGAUGCCGACGGCACCGUACCAAGGCGACGACCGCUUACAGACUGACUUACGACUGGGAGACUUCCAGUCCGGUCCUUCGGAUGCCUUGUCCGGACACCAUGUAACACGGACACCAAUUCUUUCGCCUCAUGGCAGGUACUCUGAAUACAUCAGCGAACGUCUUGCGUGGCAGUAUGCUGAGAGACCGGGGCAUGGUAUUGCUGCGGAGAAUACCGUUGUGAUGCACAGCCAUACUGGUGAGGCAACCGGAUCAUUGCGAGCGGAUGCGCCUUCGCAGUGGUCCACAGAGAGCCGCCUUCAGUUUCACGUCGGGUCUCAAUUUACCACCGAGAAUCCGGAACUGUUCGCUGGCAUUGUGGGAUUAGACACAGAGCAAUUCGACGCGAGAAAUGCAGAAGCGCUGCACUGGAGACAACAGGGAGAGGCUCGCUCAACGGAGACCGAAUGCAUCGCUGACAUAACACCAGAGCGAGGCAACCGGAGUACAAUACGGCAAUGGAAUAAACCAGAAGCGGCGCGACAGGAAUAUCACCGUGCGUCAGCCUCUGCUCGAGGGCCAGAGGAGACCAAUAUCAUCACUCGGGGAGCACACUCCGACGACCAAAGUAUAGACGCUGCUGCUCCAGGCUGCUGGGCUGCGCGCCAUCUCACGUCUCGACAGCAUCCUAACCCGCGACCGAGGAUGAAGGAGGAACAUUGCGGUCGGGAAAGGGAAGUCUUGUCUUCGGAGCAGCCCUCAGACUGUGGCGAAACACAGAAAACACCGGCGUCUCAUUCACUUGUCUUGGAUUCCAAGAGUCGAGCAGACGCGAGUCAAACAUCACCGUAUACGCGUAACGACGAAAUUCAAACGAUUCGAGCAUUUGAGGAACAAUGUCUUGAGGUGCAACUUCCUCAAUCACGCUUAAGGCGUGGCAUUGACUAUGAAGCUGGCAUGUCACAGCUGGCUCCCACAACGCAAGAGUUGAAGGCCAAAGUGUUGACAACGGGACUGUCCCCUUCGUGUCCAAACGCAGCCGUUCUUCGAGCUAGUGUACCCUUGUCUAUGGAUACAACAGUUACGGUUCACCUUGCUGAUGUCGAGGAUCCGAGUUCGAAGCGUCACACGCCUAUCGAAAACUCUAUUUCCAGCGGGCAUUGUGAUCCUCCGUGCUCGAGCCCGGGGGGAAUGAUGGAGCCCCGUGUAUCCGUUUCGGGUUUAGGCAGUCCUCACAACUGCGUGGAGGACAGAGAGAUUGCGCGACACGGAGACGGUAUUGGAAGGGACAUACUGGAAAGGCGUCCGCUACCAUUCUCUCCUGCUGCACUCCUGACGGGCUGCUCUAGCACGGCAGCCUCAUCCGUUGUGUCUGGUGACGUGUUCACUUCGGUAGCAGCCUCUGCUCGCGCUAACGCGUGUAGAUCGAGUACUGAUACCCAGGAAGAGAGUGGCUGUGGCGACGCGCCGCGGUAUGUACUACUGUUCCCUGACGAACAAGACGAGAGAUUAGGACAUGCGCAAACCAGCAUUGCCACGCCGUCUGGAUCAGGCCAAUCAAAAUGCAUGUUUAAGGGCGACGGAAAUGCAGAGGCCACAUUCAGGGAGGAGGUAAAGAGUUCAGAACUUCGGACGCCCUCGAGGAUACAAACACGGCGUUUGCUUCCCGGGGUACAGCUUCAAGGCAUGGACUGUGACGGAUGCGGUGCCUCCGAUCCCCAGAAAGGGAGACCUGCGCCAGAGACAGGUUUUUUGCCUGAGAUUUGCCAUUUCUCACCUCAGCAUCCAUGGCAACCGGGAUCGGAAGUCAACCAGGGGUACCGGGCGGGCGCUGACUACGGGACCUCUCGGGUACAGCAGAGUCUUGAAAAUUGUUCAUGGGAAGAGUCAGUGGAUGAGGGUGAACAACCACGCACCACAUCGUCCUCCUCAUACGGACAAGACACGCAGAAACGGGAUUCCUUCCUCCAGUCAAUCGAUAACAGAAUAGCAAGCGAACCGGUUGACCCCACAGGUACAUGCGGAUAUAACUCAACGCCUGAAACCUUUCGUAGUGGAUGCAUUAUGCGUGAUCAGAUGCUCGGUGUCAAGCCACAUCUGUCUCAUGUAUCUUUAACGCGCGAGGGCAAGCAUCGGGGACAGCAAACGCACCUACGGAAAACUGGAGUGCCAACAUGGAGCGCUGAGGAGGAUGCGAGUCUCGCAGAGUUGGUGUCUAGAAAGGGCUUCAAGUGGGCACUGAUCUCUUCACAACUUACUGGCGCCUUUGGGAUCCCACGGACUGGUAAACAAUGUCGGGAACGAUGGUUUAAUCAUGUGAAUCCCGAGGUUAAGAAAGGCGACUGGUCAGCCGAGGAGGAUGCCAUGAUACUGAUGCUUCAGAAUGAACUGGGAAAUCGCUGGGCGACUAUCGCAAAGAAGUUGCGGGGCCGCACAGAGAAUGCCGUGAAGAACCGCUUUAUUUCUCUCAGCAAUGCCCGCCUAGGUUAUGGUCGUCCAAAGCGCGAUGGCUCGAGCGCGGACUGCUUCAGUAACAGACGUACCGGUAGUGGGAAGUCGUCAGGCAUAACAGGGAUGCCGAAUCUAUGUCAGUCUGUAUGUUCCGCUGGCACAACGAAGAAGGACUCGUCUGAAUCGGGUAACCAUUUCGUUAUGUCCGUUGCCACGAAAGUUUUUGAAUUUUCGGACGUGGCAGUGGAUUCUGGGGUGAGCCGACCGAGACAGUGCACUGGCACGUCACCCAGUUGUGGGCAUCCGUCGGCAGGUGAGGGGGAUCCAUCUCAUUUAAAGAACACUGACGUUGUCGGCCGGGAACAACCCAUACAGCGGAACAACAACGAAUCAGGCAAAGCUGCAGAGCAAACUGCGUUUUCAGGCGUGAAGACAGGGACACUAUCGGUUUCACAGGAUGCUGUCCCUGUCGGUCGUCUAGUCGUAGCAAGUGUAGGGCCUCAGCACAUUCGUAGGAGCUUCCCGACUGACGAAACAUUACCAAAAUUCGCUGCUAAAGAGCAUAACAACCAACAGCUGAACGACGAGAGAGAACAUCUCGAACAAAGCAACUCCACGUCAGAGGGGAGCUUUCUGGCAUCAGCUCAUGAACAUGCAGACAUCGCGCGAAGUGAUCCUGAUGAGGACACGCUGGAGCCCCAUCAAAAACGACGACGCAAGCGAUGUGCAAUAGCAUACCAGGGCGAGGAACGUGGUGACAGCAACGGUCUUGAUUCAAUUGCGGAUCGUGCAGAGCAAGCAGGGAACUUCCAGGCAAUGAGGAAAGCUAACACGGACAACGGAAAAGUCGAUUACUUGGAGCCUCAUCGCUACGAAAAGUUGUCACCAUGCGAGCAGGUGAUCCAGCCGUCCUUGCGGCCAGCAUGUGACCAUCGUGGUGCACCCCAAAACUCAGUCGAGAGUGGUGAGCAGUCUCCCGAUGCACAGCGACAGUUGUGUAAUCAAGGCUGUCGGACUUCCAACCGAACAGUACACAGCUCUGUUUACAGCAACGAAGUGGAGUCAAAUGAGCUGCGCGGUGUGUUUCGGCUGGCGGAACAAUCGCUGCCUUCCCAGAGCGGGGAUCCUGCGUGGUCGACAGCAGGAUUUCAGUUGUCUAUCCUGCCUCAGAAGGUGGAAGUACACUCCAGGAACAAAUGCGAUGGUCAAAAUGUGAUGUAUCGGUGUUCGCCCGGUUCUUUGCCGACUACCCAUCAGCAGACAGUGUUUCAUUACGAUAGAGAUUCAAGCAGGUUCCCUUGCGCGGCCAAGCCUGCCGCAGCAAGUGGAGCCCAGGGGACGAUCGAGGAGAACGACGGAUUAGUUAAAGAAGGACCGAGCAUGAUUGUUACCGGGAGCAGUGUGGAAGUAGUACACUGCUGUUCAGUGUCCCUUCGCAGGCGUGACCGGUCGUUACCAAGCGCUCAGUUGUGGACUUCACAAGAGACUGAGUCUGACACGAAUCCAUCACCGAACCAGCAGCAUGAGAGUUGCCACCAAUACUUAACGCUAGAUGAUCUUCAGAAACAAUCCCGAGGCACAGUUCUGUCAGCGAAAGAAGAAAUCGGCAAGCCGGAGACGUGGUCUCACGUUGUUGACAACACUUACUCGAAGACAGACCACCAGCGUGCGUCGCUGUGUGCAGAGAAUUCGUCAGGAUGCGCCGAAGGAAGCACGGAACUCGUCAGAUUCUCGGGAGGCUCUGUAAAAUCAGGGAGCAGUAUGAGCGUCGACUGCGGAAAUGGAAACCCAGAUGACUGCCAGGAUUGCAAAGCUGAGGAGAUAUGGCGAGGCGAGCAACGAUAUGCCGAAAGGGGCCACUCGGUUGAAUCCAGGGGUGCUGGUUCAGUAGGUAGGAGCACGGAUCUAACUAUCACCGACUCUGGAUCGAUGCCGCUGUGUGCCAGCCCAAUCGGUAGACCUCCUGCAGACAACGACACGCUGUUUUUAAGUGAUGCCAGGUGCAACGUAGUGGCACAACUUAACCAUCAAGAUAACAGCAGGAUUUCCCGAUUAGCAAGCUGUGAAGAGGAAUUCUUGGCAUGCGGAGGUGAGCGUCUGAUUAAUGCUUCCGGCGGUUUUAAGCCGGAUGGUGGAUGCUUGUAUCGCAUGCAGCAAGCUGGUGCAUGCAACACAAAACUUCACCGACCAGUGCAUAGUUGCUCCACGAUUGACUCGGAACAGCUUGAAGAUCUUCCUUCUGUGGAGAAGGCAGUUGGCGACCGAAGCUUCUCCAGCAAACGAAAAGGAGACAUCCCACCUUUCGCUGAAUGGAAAAAAAAUGACGAACUACGUGAGUUAUACCGCGGCGUGUCAGAAGCAGUUUCCCACGGUCAACCUGGCGACUGGAACGGCAGCUGGCCCGGUAUCUCAGGGCGCGCUCAUCAAACGUCUUCGUGUUUCCCUGAUAGGGUUAAUGCAAGCGACCGUAGAGAGCUGAAUAGUUGGCGGCUCCACGUCUCCGCCGCCGCCGAGCUAGGGUCAAGUCACAUCUGGAACUCGCAAUCAUACGCUUCGGCCUCUGUGAGUCGGGAUAAACAACGGGAGCCACCUAAAAAUGGGCUCACUGGCUGUGACGUGCCAGAGUAUCUGGGGACCAGUCAAAGUGCAGGACUACCUGCAGCAAACGCGCACGAACGCGGCAACUUCUAUGGACAUGAUAGAUGCCGACCACGUGAAGGAGAGCGGGUCCGUUGGGUGGGCCUACAGCGAAAUCGAAAACCCGAGGCAUCGGUAUCCUCUGGAGCGAGCAACAGUGCGACAACAGCGAGACCGAAGGACAGCACGGAACCUGACGAAGGCAACAGUGAAGGAGUGAGCACGAGGCGAAAAGACUCUGGUUCCACUGCAGCGACUAUCAGUCGGGCUGUUUCCCUGGGUAUGGUGACACCGAGUGCUGCUUGUGAGAAUUCUUCUUCACUAACAGAUACGUCUCCUCCUCUGAGCCAUCGGCCCUCCUUCAGCUUUACUCAUUGCUGCGAGGAGACUUUGAGCAGGUGUAACUCCUCUAAUUAUUUGUGUCCUCCAGCAACGUGUCAUACGUCGGAUGAUGGUAGGUCUUUAGGGCCGUCGCGAGAGGCACAAGCUCUCCGGUCAUUGAGCCUAGCUUCCGGCUAUGGUUACCCGGGGAUACCUGCCGAGGCAACGUCCUUCUGGCAGGGCAGCUCACUGGAGCACUCAAUAAUGGAACCGCAGAUGGUGCCAUCCGAUGAUGAACUUCGAUUGUGGGUCCAUCCUCGUGACGCAGCGAAUUGGUCGCAGAGCACGUUGAAACCCGUUGCUGUCGUAAGCGGGACCGACGCUGGUGACGAUCAACAUAAGACGCCAGAGAACUUGACUCCCGAAAGCGGGCAGGCCCAUCGCCGGGACGGCCACGACAUGCAGCGUGUGCAACGGUGCGAUGACGAGGGGGAGUGCCCCCCUACAACAGUCGAACUGACUUUUCCGCAUUCACACUCUAGUGAUGAAAUGCAGGACUUGCCGUCGAAGGUACAAGGAAAUUUUCUCUUGCGAAGAGAGCUCUCGGACUCACUGCAACAUGAGACUGCCGAAAGCGUUGCUGGUUACGGGUGGAUGCGUAUACGGAAUGCUGGAGAUAUUCCAAACUCGAAGGUCAGGAGACUGAUACAAGAGAUGAGGAUGGACGAUACAACUGCGAGUGCUUACAAAACCGCCAGCCACCUUUGCAUUCGGGGGGCUUGA